Molecule: messenger RNA, 1086 nt
Organism: Penicillium longicatenatum
Lineage: Eukaryota; Fungi; Ascomycota; Eurotiomycetes; Eurotiales; Aspergillaceae
Product: CCDC174 family protein
Exons: 1
Coding region: 1-1086 (361 amino acids)
Cellular component (GO): nucleus
Source: RefSeq, a predicted model, not a curated record
AUGAGCUCCGACCAAACCUCUCUGUACGGACAACGCCGUACCAAAACCACCAAGGGCCCAGACAUCUCCAACUCAUCCAACCUAGCGUUUUCCUCCCAACUCUCCUCCCUCAUAGCCCAAGACAGCAGCACAGGCCGCGGCCGAGCCCGCCCAUCCAAGACCCCCAAAACCGACCUCUUUACCAGAUCUAACAAAGGAGCCGAGAAGCGCGCAGCUUCCGAUCUCAAAGAUGAAGGCCACACUCAAGUCCACAAAAGCAGCAAGGAUAUCGGCAAAGUCGACGACGCCACACUCAGCCGAUCUAAGCGCAAAAUGGAUGCAAAAGUGCGCCUAUACAACGACCUGAAGAAGGGAUCACACCUAGCAGCCGAAAGCAGCGACGAGGAAGAGCCCAGUCACAAAAAAACCCGAGGCGAAGAUUACCAUAAGCGACUACGGCGCAAAGAAAAAGAAGGACUGGUUGAUUUCGACCGCAAAUGGAUGGACGAAGAACGAAAUCGCGAUGGAUCCGAGGAUACCAGUGACGGUGAUCAAGACGAUGACAACGCGUCCCAGAUAUCAUAUGAAGAUGAAUUUGGGCGUUCGCGCCGUGGUACGAGAAAAGAAGCUGCCACAGCGGCGCGUGCGAAGGAGGAGGCGAAUCAGGGCCGCGAGACGCGGGAACGCUGGCAGCCUGCCAGACCGGAUAAUCUGAUUUAUGGCGAGACGAUUCAGGCGGAGGCGUUCAACCCCGAGGAGAAUGUUGCAGCACAGAUGGCUAAGCUUGCUGCGCGAAGGGAUCGGUCUGCUACGCCGCCUGAAGAGGUGCAUUACAAUGCGGAUGCGGAGGUACGGAAUCGGGGUACUGGAUUUUAUUCAUUCUCAGGGGAUCAGGAGGAACGGAAGAGGCAGAUGGAGGAUUUGUUGAUGGCAAGACAGGAGACUGAGCAGCAGCGACAGGCUAGGAUUGAUAGGAGGGCGGAAUGGGAAGAAAAGACCAAUCGUCGGCGGAAGGAGCUUGCUGAAUUGCGGGAAAAGAGGAUGACAGAGCGGCUUUUGAAGGGCCUUUCCAAUGACGGGCUCUUGGUGAAGCAGCCGAAGACAUGA